AUCUCCUACGCCGGUUAGCACAAUAGCGGCAGGAACGUGGGGGCGUUGGGGGAUGGAGGGAUGACAUAAAACGAUGCAGGGAGAAGAGGGAGAGAACAGGACUGCGCGCUCAGAUCCCUUCAUGUCAUGUACCUGGAAUAUUUUCAGGAUUUCUCUUCUUUCCUCCUUUUUCCUUCACAGCCUUUUUCUUAAACGAACGGUCCGCCCCCCUCCCCUACACCGCCCCCCGACACACACGCACACACACACACACACACACACACACACACACACACACACACACACUCACACACAUUCAUAAAUACAUACAUACAUACACACGCACAUAUUAACAUGCAUGGAUAUGAAGGGAGAUGUAGUCUUAUUUUAACAUUUGGACUCUGAAAGAAAUAAGGUGAAGGCAACGCUUACAUACAUUCACAUCCACGUAAGGGUGAAUCAGACUUUAAACCAAAGGAUUUGAAACAUUUUUUAUUGUUACUGCCAAUCAAAGUUGCAAAGAUAUCUCCGGGCUUGAAUCGUGACAACAUGGAUGUAUUCGGAGCGUUAUUUGGCGCAUUCGGAGUGCGUCGCUCUCCCAGGACGUGGUGCUGCUGGAGGGUGUUCAUUCUGCUAAGCGUCUUCUUUCACAACUAUCUGAGUACCUUGCUGGAUUGUCCGCCCACCUGCACCUGCUCGCCCACUGAGAUCUACUGCAAUAAGUCGGACAACAGCAAAUUCUUCCCGCUGCUGUCCUUCCAGGGCACCGGGAGCGCCGGGAACAGCACAGGGAGCAUUGAGGAUCUUUUCCAGAACAUCACCUCCAUACACAUUGAGAAUUGGACUGGUCUGCAGACCUUGAGGGAUGUGGAUAUGGAGCUCUACAGUGGUUUACAAAGACUUACUAUUACGAGGAGCAACCUGCAUACGAUUCCGACCCGUGUUUUUUCCAAGAACCCACACCUGCACUACAUAAAUCUGUCCAAAAACCCCAACCUGACCACGCUGUCCUGGCAGAUCUUUGAACAUCUACAACUCUUAGAAUUGCAUUUAGAAGAGGUGAUGUUUGCAUGUGGCUGUGAGAUCCGGUGGCUGCAGCUAUGGCAACAGAGAGGAGAGGCGGGGCUAAGCAGCCAACAGUUAUACUGUGCGGAUGGCUACAGAAAAAUAUUGCUGCAGGAUAUGAACAUCAGCAAUUGUGACCUGCCAGAUAUCAGUGUCAGCCACAGCAACCUCACAGUUGUUGAAGGUGAUCGAGUUACAGCCAUCUGUAAUGGCUCUGGAUCGCCAUUACCUGAGGUGGACUGGCCUGUAAAUGGUUUGCACUCCGUCACUGCUCAAGAGGCUAGAGUCUAUGAGAACAACACUGUUCACUCCAUCAACAUAACUUUGGUCAACGUGAGCAGAGAUGACAACAACUUUCUGCUAACUUGUACCGCCACCAACAUUGUAGGCAAGACAAAUGCCUCUGUUCAGCUAACUGUUCACUUUCCUCCCACCAUUGUGAAGCUGAAGGAGCCAGAACGACGCCAUGACACAUGCAUAGAGUUUACGGUUCGUGGUUCACCACACCCAACCUUAAGAUGGUUCUACAAAGAUAAGGAAAUUUCCCACAGUGAAUAUGUGCGCCCAGAUAUGGAUAUUUAUCAGGAUGAUAUAGAGGGCUGCUUGACCUUUAAAAACCCAACACACCACAAUAACGGCAACUACACAUUGGAGGCUACCAACUACCUGGGUGUAACCACCAGCUCUGUGUAUGGGCACUUUCUCGACAAGCCAUUUGAUGGUCCAGAAACAGAUUAUGAUUACAUAACUCCAACUGCAGAGACUCACAAACCUGAGGAAGAUACUUUUGGGGUUUCCAUAGCAGUCGGCCUGGCAGGGUUUGCCUGUGUGAUGCUGGUGGUUCUCUUCCUCCUCAUCAAUAAGUAUGGACGACGAUCAAAAUUUGGAAUGAAAGGUCCAGUGGCAGUGAUGAGUGGUGAGGAAGACUCUGCCAGUCCCCUUCAUCAUGUGAACCAUGGGAUUAUCAGCCCCUGCACCCUGGAUGCUGGGCAAGAUGCUGUGGUAAUUGGAAUGACCAGGAUACCUGUUAUCGAGAACCCACAAUAUUUCAGACAUGGACACAACUGCAGUAAACCUACCACAUAUGUUCAGCAUAUUAAACGGCGGGACAUUAUUUUGAAGAGGGAACUUGGAGAAGGAGCCUUUGGCAAGGUCUUCCUAGCUGAAUGUUACAACCUGAGUCCCACCAAAGACAAGAUGCUGGUAGCUGUAAAGACUCUGAAGGACCCCACUCUUGCAGCCAGGAAAGAUUUCCAGCGUGAGGCUGAGCUGCUGACCAACCUUCAGCACGAGCACAUAGUGAAGUUCUACGGCGUGUGUGUCGAUGGAGACCCUCUCAUCAUGGUCUUUGAGUACAUGAAGCACGGAGAUCUCAAUAAGUUUCUCAGAGCCCAUGGGCCAGACGCCAUGAUCCUGGUGGAUGGGCAGCCUCUGCAGACCAAUGGUGAGCUGGGUCUGUCCCAGAUGCUUCACAUAGCCAGUCAGAUCGCAGCUGGGAUGAUCUACUUGGCAUCGCAACACUUUGUGCACCGUGAUUUGGCAACCAGGAACUGCCUGGUGGGAAAUGGCCUUCUGGUGAAAAUAGGCGAUUUUGGCAUGUCCAGAGACAUUUACAGCACAGAUUAUUAUAGGGUGGGAGGUCACACAAUGCUACCCAUCCGUUGGAUGCCGCCAGAGAGCAUCAUGUAUAGGAAGUUCACCACAGAGAGCGAUGUGUGGAGCUUUGGAGUCAUUCUGUGGGAGAUCUUUACUUACGGCAAACAGCCAUGGUUCCAGCUUGCCAAUAAUGAGGUGAUAGAGUGCAUCACUCAGGGCAGGGUACUGGAGCGCCCCAGGCUCUGUCCCAAAGAAGUCUAUGAUAUGAUGCUGGGCUGCUGGCAGAGGGAGCCACAACAGCGCCUCAACAUUAAGGACAUUCAAAAGAUGUUGUUUACUCUGAUGAAAGCCACACCAGUCUAUCUGGACAUACUGGGAUAAAAAUGCAUACAAAGGGAUGAGAUGUGUUUCAAGUUAGACUUGAUCAUCACUGGAACAGAAAUGCAUACAAUAGAUCAGAAUGGAAUGGAUUGCCGUGGAACAGAAGUCUGGUCUGGACUCAUGGUAAUGCAACUAUGUGAAGUGGGAUUAGGAUUGGAAUAUUACCUUGCUUUCAACUGCCUGAAACAUAAGAAUGGGAAUGAACUUACUUGGGUGGUAUAAUAUGUAUUUAACUAGAUCAUAAUGAGCUGGACAACACUGCAUUGUUUCACCACCUUAAAAGCUGGGAUCAAGCUUGUGUGGUUCAGUCUUUAUUGAAUGAAAUCAUGACUUAAAAGACUUGAGUAUGAAGUAUGGGUUACAUUGAGAUAGACUGAAUCGGAUUACCUGAUUCUACUUGCCAAGUAUGGUUUCUUUGUUUUAUCCUAAUAAUGUCAUUUCAUCCCUUCUAGAUCACUGGUAGCGUGGGUCCUACUGAAGUCUCGAUAAAAAUUGAUUGUUUGGAUAUUUCAGUUAUUCAACCCUAGAUUACAUUUAUCUAAUCUUAACAUGUUUUCCUCUGUGUCCCUUUAUACAUCAGACAUAAGUUGAUUUGGUUUGGUUGACUAGGUUUUAGGAAUAUUAAAUUAUAUUAGAAUUAUUUACUUAUGAGGCCAUAUUUGGCGUAAUUUUCUUUUUACCUGGUACAGAGUCGUGGAGUGGGGCAUAUCCAAAGAUGACCUGCAGAGUAAUGCUAUGAAUGAUCAGGUUUUUUUUUUUUUUUUUUUUUAAAUGUAGAUGCUUAUGUAUUCCGGGACAAUCUGGUUUCAUCAUUUACCUAUAAUUUAAUAAGUCUUGAGUGUGCCUCAUAGUCAUUUAUGUCAUUUGGCCAAAUCAAAUUUGUCUUAAUGUCCAUAAUAUUAAGCAUAAAAGGUUUUACGCUAAACAUUCAUAAUACAGAAACUAUGAUGAAAUGCUCCACAGUUUCAAUGUAGUAACACAUUUACACUUGUUGAAACACUUCUGAAUUUUAUGAAAUUGUUCUCUCCGAAUGAUCAUCACAAUCUUUGAUGGGCGAUUCUUAGUCAAACAAUGAGGAGAAGAACAGAACUGCUACAUCUUUUCAUUAUGGAACCUCUCUUGGCCAUGACUACUCCUAAAACCAGCUGUGGCUGUUGCUGCAAUUGUCAUGAAAAGAAUUUUACAGAAAGAGGAAUCCACCACUUGCUAUAGAGCCAUCAUGAGUACCAGGCAGCUCUGGUUUAAAAUGAAAAAAAAGUAUUGUUCAUUACCAUGUGUGCUCACCCUUCAUUGGUUUCAUUUCAUUGUUAUUCACUGAGACAUUAGGUAAGCGAGUUAUCAACAAAGAGCAAUGUACAUAAGUGAAACAUGUCAUGUACAGUGGCUACUGUGUUCUUAAGUGCUUGCUCAAAGUCAGCAUCCUUCACUGUUUUCGUCCUCAGAGCCAUCAUAAAUACACCUUGUAGUCCUGAUGUUUUUAGCCCACUAACCUGUUUACCUCUGCAAGAACCAGACCAGACCUUCCCAUCCUGAGCCUACAAGCUUGGUGUGAGUGAGUCUGUUACCACAGAGAUGGACCUAAGUGCCUCCAACUUCUUUCUGAACGCUGGAACUCAAAAAAGUAGUCUUUUGAAAUAAGAGCACUUUUACAUUUUGUUUACAUGCCUAAAAAUGUAAACUAGCUGUAAACUGUCCUCAUUUUUAAACUUUCCUCACUUUUCCGAAAGCAAACCUACUUUAAGCACUCACUUUAUUGCAAAAAAAAAUCUCUAAUACAAGAAUGAAAUAGAAUUGAUCCAGAAAAAUGUCAAUCCCUGUGAAAAAACAAACAAAAAGCUCUUUUGUAUCCUUUGCAGUUCAACAAGAGAGUCAAACUAUCCAAGGUGAAGUUACCUUUUCAUUAAAAAAAAAAGACAAACAAAAAAACAUCUUCUAUAUAUUUUCUAUUUAUUUUUUUAAGUCAAAGAGUGGACCUCUGCAAUUCUUCUAAAGCCAUUGGGACACCCUACCACUUGAUCAAUUAAAAACAACAACAACAACAAAACAGCAUUACAAGGGAAACAACUGGCUGAGAGGAAAUCAUUAAGGAUUACCUUAGAAGAAGCUGAUUUACAUAAUGUGAUUUACCAGGAUCCACCCUGACCUCAGAUGUUGGACAUAAACAAGAAACAUCCUCCUGACAAAAUAGCAUUACUUAUCUGGAAGGAUAAAGACGGAGCCACCAGUUAUUAAAUAAAACGUUGUUACUUUUUUAAAAGAUGUAUAUACUGUAAAUCUCUAUAUCUUGAGAUAUGUUCACUUUUGUUUUUUUUUUAAUGUUUAAUCAUGUCUAGCUUCUUUAUGUGUUAUACGGUUGAUUGAAAACCAGCAGAUGAUUUGAUGUUUUUCUUUCCAAUUGUAAUUUAUCAUUCUUAGUUAAUUUCUUUAUACAUUUAAAAAUUUUAAUUUAUUUUAUAUGAUCGUUUGAUGAUAAUUUAAGAGUCAGGACAAUAGCGGAAAGAUGUAAAAUAUUGGGCCAUAUUCUUUUACUGACCUAUUCAAGUACUAUUCUACUUUCAUAAGCAUUCUUCAGUGUUUCAGUAGAACUUUAUUUACCACUUGUUAUCCAGGGUCAUAAAACGAUCAAUAUGAGUUCCAUCUCUGUGUGUCUACCAACAGUGUUUUGUCUAGUAUGGCUGCAUUUUACAUGUGAUGUGUACCUUUUUUCUACCUUAUUAAGAGUUACCUUUCCUUCUGUCUCUCUCAAUAGAUAGACAGACAGACAGGCAGACAGACAGACAGACAGACAUCUGCUCACAGUCCUGGACUUGUAGCACAAAAAUACUUUACACUUAUGUUAAACCAGUCUUUACCGUUAUGGCUGAGAAGGUUUCUGUGCCACAGCAGCUACACUAGAGCUUAAUUUCUUUGUGGAAAAUUGCAUAUUUUGUUUUGGGAUUUUUAACAAUGAAACACUACAAUGUAUAUUAACAUUCACCUGAGCACCUUACAUUAUUUUGAGAUUACUGCAUUGCAUUGCAUGUUUGCAGAAUAAUAUGUGUACUUUGUGCAGGUGUCAUUUACAUAUAACAUAGCAAUAUGAAUUAUUCUAAUGUAUAGAUAUAGCUGUUGAAUUCUCUCAUAUUGGAAAACUUUUCACAUCACUUCUUCACAAAUGAUAAUCAUUUUUUAUCAGCUCUGUCUGUUAUAAUGCUGAUAAGUAACCUCACCCUGUGCAGAUUUUCAGUGUUUAAGAAAUACAGCAAGGCUAUGUUUGAGAGGCUUUGCUUUUCCAGGAAGUAAGCUUUAAUAUACCUACAUAGCCAGCCACGGACGCUGGAGUUUGCUUUGAAGACUUCGUUGCAUAUGUGCAUAGUCGGUCGUACCUACAUAUUCUACACACACACACACACACACAUUAUCCCCAAGCAUGCACACUGCUGUUGUAGUGUAGUUGCUGUGCAGCACAUAAAUUUUGGGUUGCAUGCAAAAAUGUGAAGGAAUGGACUCUCGUACACCCUCGUGGAUGCUUGCAUACUCCUGGACACUGAAAAUAAAACACUUACUGUGCCUUAGCAUGUCCUUCCAUAUGGUGAGAGAGAACUUUGGGGGAACGAAGGGAGUGGUAAAUGAUUUUACUGUAACUAAGAUAAUUCAAUAACAUUAACUGAAGCUGGUGUUUUGAUUGUCCAACCACAACCAUAAACAUGAUCAUUAACAAUAUCAAAGUUGUCAUUUGACUGGUGACAGGGUUAAAAUUUUGCAGACAAAUUGAACUUUCUUUUCUUCAAAUAUGGAGAAUAGAAACAGUUAAAAUUUCCCAUGUGCAAGUACAUUUUUGAUCUCUACGAGGCCAAAAUUGUAAGCUAUUGCUGAGCCACUGAAUCCUUUGCAGACCAGCUUCUUUUGAACUCUGUAAGACUAUUUAGUGAAGCAGACAGGCCAGGAAAACUUAACUACUUCUGAUUCUACCUGAUUACAGCUGGCAUGACUAAUUUCAGCUAUUGCGUGCAAACUUCAUUGAAGACAAAAUCUCUGUGCAAAACACCUCAAACUAUCAUUUAAGAUACAGAUCACACUGCUAAAAUGUGUUUUGUAUGAUCAAAGCCAGAAGCUUUCAUUGAGUGGUUGUCUCAGUCAUAUACUUCAGUACUUCUAAUGACAUUAGUGCUAAGUGAAAUGGUUCUUUGUUUCUCUCUGUUAGCUAUUGAUUAAUUAUUUUUAUUCUUCUACUUCUUUUGUUUAUUUUUUUGUUUAGCUUUUUAUUUUAUACUGUACCAUUCUAUACUCAUUCGCUCAUUUCUACUGUCUUUUAUCCAUUCAGUUAUUCAGUGUAUUUUGCUCAUACAGUUAUUCUCUGUGCCUUUCUUUCGGUCAUUUUCCUGUAUCAUGUUUCCUAUACAAUGUAUUUAUUCUGAGUAUGUUACAAUCAUCAUUACUUGAUGAAAUAAAUGUCUUUCUCCUCUCUCUCUCUCUCUCUCUCUCUCUCUCUCUCUCUCUCUCUCUCUCUAUAGUGUUGUAUAUCCAACUCCAUACACAUAACUCUGUCUAUUAAAAUAAUUUGACAACUUAUAUAGCAACUUUCUAAAAAGCUGAGAUGUGCUGAACUUUUAAGGUGGCUCUGUAUAUGAUUCUGACUCAUUAAAGUAACUUCAUUGA
Molecule: messenger RNA, 7659 nt
Organism: Amphiprion ocellaris (clown anemonefish)
Lineage: Eukaryota; Metazoa; Chordata; Actinopteri; Pomacentridae
Gene: ntrk3a
Product: neurotrophic tyrosine kinase, receptor, type 3a
Exons: 18
Coding region: 529-3021 (830 amino acids)
Biological process (GO): positive regulation of kinase activity; cellular response to nerve growth factor stimulus; cell surface receptor protein tyrosine kinase signaling pathway
Cellular component (GO): plasma membrane; signaling receptor complex; axon
Molecular function (GO): transmembrane receptor protein tyrosine kinase activity; neurotrophin binding; ATP binding
Source: RefSeq, a predicted model, not a curated record